AACGAACGGCGCUGCUACCGAUCUUUCUCUUGUGCUUGUGCUUGUCGAACGACCGAUCGCUUGCUUGUUCUUCGAUCUAUCGUAGUAGCUUCCACGCCUGAUAAGCCGAAAAAGGCUGAUGGUGGUGAUAAAGAGGUUGCUAUAGAGUUGUGUGUGUUUACUACUUGGUUGUUGUGGUUGAUUUUAGUAAUCUGGUAACUGGAUAGUCAUAAAUCGCUACCACAGGUCAUUUUCGCUACUCAACUAGUCGUGCUGUGCUGCUCUAGGCGAGCGUCGCUUGUCGGCGCUCGCGUCGCUUUUGGAAUACCUUCGCAAAGAGAGCUGUUGCAUCCAUCAAAACAACCUUCCCAAGAUCUAUUGAUUGGAUUCGCAGUAUACCUACGGUACGGUAUAUAGCGUCACGAUGGCACCACUGGAUUUUGUAUGGGUGGAUCCGCUGUGGAAAAUUGAAGAUCCCAAGGGUCCUUCCGUGUUGAAGCAAAUGUCGGCCAAAGUGGCGCGAUCCAAAGUCGAUGCUUGGUUUGUGGGACACGUACGUUCCACAAAGACUGGUCUGUUCAAAGUCAACCAAGUAUACAAGGACGCCCAGGCUGUCGUAUCCCACAAUACCGAUGUGGAGGAUGAAGUGGGCGAUUUUCAAAAACUACAAGGCGUCGAAUUGAUCAUUCAUCACAUUCACGCGCCCAAGGAAGAACUGGAAAAGCUCAAAACGGGCUAUACGAUCUUGACCGGUCCCAACGUGCACUUUUGUGAACUCUUGCCGGGUGGAAUUUGCAACAUUACACGGUUGGAACCCAACGACGAUGAAGUGGGCCUACCCCACAACCAUGUGACCAUUCGCCCUAAACAGGAAAUCAAGGAUUGGUCCAAAUGGGAUGCCUUUGUCCAAGACACCGUCAGCCGCACUGCUACCGAGACGGGCAAUCUAUUCUAUGGGUACAGCCGCAAGGAAGGAACCGACGAAAUUUUUGUCUUGGAAGCCUACGAGGAUGGAGAUGCCGUUAUUCGGCACAUGGAAAGCAUUGGUCCCGUUCUGCAACAGUACAAGGAUAUGUUUAAUCUGCUCAGUAUUGACCUAUUUGGUCCUCCAGCAGAACUGGAAAAGGUCAAGCCCAUCUUUGAUCCCCUGGGCGCUGACUAUUAUGAAAUUCUGGACGGGUUUAGUCGCUUUGAAAAAUAAUUGUAGACAAGAACUCAACCUUGACCUUGUGCCAUGCAGCACAAUGGGUCGUAGUAUCAGUAGUUUAUUAGAAAUUAGUUGCCGUUGCUUGU
This is a messenger RNA of Seminavis robusta, 1272 nucleotides long. Lineage: Eukaryota; Bacillariophyta; Bacillariophyceae; Naviculales; Naviculaceae. The record is from the annotation of a GenBank genome assembly.